This is a messenger RNA of Linepithema humile (Argentine ant), 998 nucleotides long. Its product is annotated as transmembrane protein 170B. Lineage: Eukaryota; Metazoa; Arthropoda; Insecta; Hymenoptera; Formicidae. The record is from RefSeq and is a predicted model, not a curated record.
AAAGACGACGAAUAGUCAACUUAUAAACGGCGAAUAAUGUUGUACUGUUGACUGACAUUUGAAUUCCUUCAAUUAUUUUACGCCACUUUAUCGAGGAUGAAUAUCCAUUUAUAUGAUUAUUAUUACCACUGUCUCUCUUACGCCGCAACUGUGAUGUUAGUUAAUAAUUCUGGAAUAAUUUCUUAACGAUGUUUUAAUUGUCACUAUAACCUUAGCGACAAUUGUCAAAUUAGCAUAAAAGAAACAAAAAAUUCGCACGUCUCACGUAAAAACUAUUUGGAAAGUCUCUCUCUCUUUCUCUCAUCGAUGCGUAAAUGGAUACGCAAACGGAUAUCAAUUUAGUGCGACCGCAAAUGGCAUUACGAAAUAUGAACUCUGGCAAUAUAUUUUAUAUGCCUUUAACAUCGUUCGCAGAAAUGUGGUAUCAAAUAUUUCUAUGGGCUCUAUUCUCUUCAAUAUUUGUGCAUACAAUUGCUGGCGCUAUUUGUUUCGCCACUUUGCGACAGCACAAAUAUGGCAAAUUUUUUCCGCUACUUAUUAUAAUAAUGGGCGUAUUGUUACCACUAACAUCAGGUGUUGUUAGUUCAGCAGCAGUUGCCUUUGUGUAUAGAGCAUCCGGUUAUCAAAUGCCACCCUUGUAUGCAAUGUUUUGGGGCAUUGGACAAACCGUGUUACCAGUUUGCGUCGGAUUUACGCGAAUCUUAGCAACUUUAUAAACCAAGAUUGCAAGGACUGCAUUUUGUGAUAUUUAUGUGUAUAUACAAGAACAGCUAUCAAGUGUCUUCUAAGUUAUACAUAUAGGAAAAUAUGUACAUAUGUAGGUGAGUUUAUCAUUGUAAACAUUCAGUUACAUUGAUAUUUAUCAUUGGAUUUAUUGUAAAAAUAAUGAAAAUUGUAAGUGCAAUUAACAUGAUAAGUAUUAGGAGAAUUUUAUAUCAUAAGACAAGUGCAUUUAUCAAAUAUUAGGAUAGAAGCACCAUGAUAUCAAUAAAUUUGUU